AUGGGGUCUUUGGAAGCCGCAUCUAGGCACAGAGACCCUUUGCCUGCCAUCGGUUUCUUGGGCAAGGACGGCUUAGGAUAUUCCUCCCACUCUGCGCAUACCCCCAUUCUCAGUCCUAACAACAUGUACUCCGGUCAACCGUUACCCUACUCUUACGCGCCAGCUACCACCAGUGGCCCAUCCCAACCAGGUUAUAUCUCACCACCAGAUUCACGUCGCGCUCUGGAUGAUGAUAAAGAAAAGGGUCGCCAAUCAUUACCUUCAAUCCACGAGGCUUUGGGCAAAGACAACCACCUCCCUUACCCUGCGCCGACCUCUGCUCCUCCCACACAACCUGGAUCAGCGCCUCCAUCACAUCUCAUCGGACGCUCCAGCGCAGAAGGACCACCCGGUCCUCCAAAUCCUUUCUCCAACGGCCCGGCCUCAGGGUCACUGAUGCGCGAACCAGGCUUUCCCCAUCAACCCCAGCUCCAGGCAGAGGCCUCGCGCACUAGUCUCGCCUCCAUCAGCACACAGGAGUCGCGUUCAUCACUCCAUUCUCUCAGUACCGGCAAGUCGCCGACUCAAAGCGCCAAAACUGGCAUCACUUCGGUUUCCGGUUCUCAAAACUCCUCCGCUUACGACUACAGCGCACCGCCCUCCGCCGGCAGUGUUGCUUCUCCCAAUUAUAGCCAUUUCCCUCCCAAUUACUCCUUUCCUCCUCAGCAGAGUGGCCCGUCAUACCACCCUACUGGACCUUACGAUAGCCGGUAUAUGAAUGCGCCUCGCGUGGAAGAAGUUAAGGGCUUCGGUCGUCCAAUGCCUGGCCAACUGCAUAGCGAUGCAGUGAAACGACAUCUAGAUAUUUACGAUGUGGAGUCAUCUCUCAAUGAGACUCAGCGGUCUGGGCCGAUCAUGGGAUCUCUCCCUACACUGGGUGAAGUGGAGGAGAUGCUCCAUAUGCAGCGUCGGAACCAAGAUGCCCUGAUACGCAUCAGGACAGCAGUGGUGAACCAAGAAGCGGCAUUAGCCGAGCAGAUUGCCCAAAGAAAGGCCUACAAGCCUGGCGAAGACGAGCACAUGGCCAUGUACCAAGAAGAGUACAAGGGCAACGGUGGAUUUGCUGGUGCUGAUUCAAAGAAACGGCGUGGAAAGGCAGCCCCUCCUGGUCGUUGCCACAGUUGUAACCGAGCCGAAACACCGGAAUGGCGUCGGGGUCCAGAUGGAGCCCGAACGCUGUGUAACGCGUGUGGCUUGCACUACGCCAAGCUGACUCGCAAAAUGGGUGCCAACAAAGCCGCAACCCUGGGAUCAAAUCUAAAGCCCAAAACGACGCUAGGAUCUGCAUCUCCUCCAAGUCAUUAA
Penicillium taxi is the source of this 1344-nucleotide messenger RNA. It is a transcript of the gene nsdD, whose product is annotated as GATA-type sexual development transcription factor NsdD. Gene Ontology annotation, biological process: regulation of DNA-templated transcription. Lineage: Eukaryota; Fungi; Ascomycota; Eurotiomycetes; Eurotiales; Aspergillaceae. Gene Ontology annotation, molecular function: sequence-specific DNA binding; zinc ion binding. Bases 1 to 1344 code for a protein of 447 amino acids. The transcript is spliced from 4 exons. The record is from RefSeq and is a predicted model, not a curated record.